Thermothelomyces thermophilus ATCC 42464 is the source of this 1392-nucleotide messenger RNA. RefSeq lists its product as uncharacterized. Gene Ontology annotation, molecular function: oxidoreductase activity, acting on the CH-CH group of donors. The transcript has 2 exons. The record is from RefSeq and is a predicted model, not a curated record. The coding region runs from base 257 to 1207 and encodes 316 amino acids. Gene Ontology annotation, biological process: very long-chain fatty acid biosynthetic process. Lineage: Eukaryota; Fungi; Ascomycota; Sordariomycetes; Sordariales; Chaetomiaceae.
GCCCGCCGCUCCGGAGGCCGUGGAGCCCGGUCCGCAGGCUUGUGGGUCAAUUGAGGGCCGAUCCGAGGCAACAAGGGGACCCACAUCUCAGAAAAUGUUGAGUACAUCGUAAACAACUUGGAGUUUGCUGGUUUCCUCCCAUCUCCGAACCGUGAAAAAGCAGUAUUUGUCCGGCUCUUCCGACGCCUGCUUUCCCACGCUGCGCGUCAAUUGAAACCAACCAAGCGCAAGCACACCACACUGCCUUCUUGUCGCGAUGUCGACCAAAUUGACGCUCAAGGUCGGCAACCGGGCGCCGAAGAAGCCCAUCCGGAAGCUUCCGUCUUCGAUCGAGCUGCCCCACGAUGCCACCGUCGAGGACGCCAAGAAGGCGAUUGCCCGCGAGUCGAGCGUCAAGGACUUCAACCGCCUCGGUCUCUACGACCCUGUGUCCAAGCAGUUCCUGAAGAAUCGCAGAGCUCUCCUCCGGGAUGAAGCCGGCGUCGUCAAGGCGGGCGAGUUGCUUGUCAAAGAUCUGGGCCCCCAGGUUGCAUGGCGCACCGUCUACGUUAUCGAGUACUUCGGUCCGAUCAUCUUCCACGUCCUGAUCCCGUUCCUUCGCCCGUACAUCUACGGCAUCCUGCCCUUUGUCGACAAGGCCGCGGCCGAGGCGCCCAUGGCGCAGGUGCAAUGGCUGCUCUGCGCCCUGUUCCACCUGCACUUCCUGAAGCGCGAGUACGAGACCAUCUUUGUGCACAAGUUCUCGGCCAACACGAUGCCGGCCCGCAACAUUGUCCGCAACUCGGCCUUCUACUGGCUCAUGGCCGGCCUGCUCUGCUCGCUCGACAUCUACGCCCCGAACAGCCUGGCCGCCCGCGACGAGCUAACCCUCCUCGACUACGUCGGUCUCGCCGUGUUUACCAUUGGCGAGGCGUGCAACUGGAUCGUGCACCAGCACCUGGCGAGCCUGCGGAAGCCCGGCGGUACGGAGAAGGGGAUUCCGAACUGCAUCGGCAGCAACCUCGUCACCAGCCCCAACUACAUGUUUGAGGUUCUGGCCUGGGUCGGCGUCAUCCUGAUCAGCCGCAGCUGGGCCGUGGUGCUGUUCAUCUGCACGGGCAUCAUCUACAUGCGCAGCUGGUCGCGCGACAAGGAGAAGGCGCUGCGCGAGGCGUUUGGCGACCGCUACAAGAAGAAGCGGUACACCAUGCUGCCGGGGUUGAUCUGAGUUGCCCCCCGGGGGCUUGAGAUGGAAGGGGACUCUCGGUCGUGUGUACGUGUACGAUAGGGCGCCGGGAUUGCCGUAGCGGGAUGCCCGGCUGAACUGAAUGGUAUUGAUGGCAUAGUAAGAUGACUGUACGUUAACAGGACUGGGAAUUCAAAGGAGGGGCCAAUGAUUGUCACCAUAAGUUU